AUGGAAGGACUGCGAGAAGAGGAUAGCCGAGGUGAAGUCGAGGACGACAGCCUGGAUCAGCUACAUCCGAGGGGGCAAGAUCAAAGAACAUCGCCGUCGGAACGCGGUGGGUCGGAUUCAAUGAUGAGUGUACGGCCUGGGACAGGACAUGUGACCGGUGAUCCAUUGAACGACAAGUGCACCACGUCUAUGUCAAAAAAAACGGACAUGGAUCCAUCACCUGUUGUGGAAGAUCAACCAGGCACAUCUGAUCUGGAUCUUACGUGGGACUCAGAUCAAGAUUAUGAUGAAUGCGUGUAUUACCAUGAAGGAAGCGAUUUAUACGCCGAAGAUGUCGAUGGUCAGAUGGCGGUGCUGCCAGAAGUCCCUGUGACGACGGAAGAUGUGAGGAUCGAAGAUAUUCAGCUAUGCGGAUCUGAUAACCAGACCCCAGAGGAAAUCGAGCGACUUCGCCAGAAGAUCUGGAAAUCCCGACAUUUCUUGAUCGGUAAGAGAAAUGCCCUUCCACCGGCAGCUAGAGGCGUGGUGUGCGAUAUCGAUGUCGGGGGAGCGAGACCCAUCGCCCUCAAGUGCCGUAAGUUGCGGAUCCAGUUCAGGGAGAAGCUGGCAGACCUGAUCAAGGGUCUAUUGUCCGCUAAGAUGAUCAACUAUUCCAGAUCACCAUGGGCUUCCCCCAUCGUGGUGAUCAUUAAGAAGAUGGGGUGGACAUCAGGCUAUCCAGACACAAGUGAUGGUAAACCCAAUGCCCUUGAUCAACGAUCUACUCGAAGAUCUGGAGUCGACGCUUUGGUACUGUUCUUUGGAUAUGGCAAGUGGAUUUUGGGUAGUGAAAAUGACGGAUCGCGCUCGUUUAAUCUCGGCUUUUAUCACUCCUAUUUGGGUUAUUUGAGUGGAAUCGAAUGCCUUUUGGCCUGA
Molecule: messenger RNA, 915 nt
Organism: Phytophthora megakarya
Lineage: Eukaryota; Oomycota; Peronosporomycetes; Peronosporales; Peronosporaceae
Source: the annotation of a GenBank genome assembly